Fraxinus pennsylvanica is the source of this 471-nucleotide messenger RNA. Lineage: Eukaryota; Viridiplantae; Streptophyta; Magnoliopsida; Lamiales; Oleaceae. The record is from the annotation of a GenBank genome assembly.
AUGAAGAAUGAAGAUCAAGCACGGACUCUGUUUGGGAUUUCUUUCUCUGAGAGGCCCAGAUGGAAACAAUUCCUCAUUUGCUCUUCUGGGUUCUUCUUUGGUUAUGUUGUCAAUGGCAUCUGUGAGGAACAUGUGUACAACAUGCUCCAAUUCAGCUAUGGAUGGUACUUCACGUUCGUUCAAGGAUGGGUGUAUAUAUUCUUGAUUUACUUGCAAGGCUUCACUCCAAAGCAAAUGGUGAACCCAUGGAAGACUUAUGUAAAGCUCUCUGCUGUGCUCAUGGGUUCAAAUGGACUUACCAAAGGCUCUCUGGCUUUUCUCAACUAUCCGGCACAACUCAUGUUCAAAUCCACCAAGGUCUACGUCUCAGAUCAUGGGUUAUACAGGAAUCAGUUAUGGAUCACCAACGCUUGCUUCAGCCAUCAGCACCUUGAUGCCGGCUGUCACUUCAGUGCUUGCCAUCAGUUUUAG